UUCAAAUAUGUUCACAGUGUUCUUUAGAUUCUAGUUUAAGAAUCAUGAUUUGCCUGUUGAAGAUACCUACCACUAGUGCCACCAGGAGUCUUCUGGAGCCUUUUUCAAAAUUACUAAGCUUUGUCAUACAGAAUGCUGUCUUCACUCUGGCCUACCUGGUGGAACUGUGUGGUUUGUGCUACCGAGCUUUCACAAAGGAAAGGGACAAAUUCUACCUGACGCGUAGUGUCAUCUUGGAGUUGCUGCAGGCACUCAAGUUGAAGUCACCAUUACCAGACAUGAAUCUGCUGCUGUUGGUGCAGUUUGUUUGUGCAGAUGCUGGAACAAAACUAGCUGAGUCAACGAUCUUACAUAAACAGAUGAUUGCCUCUAUGCCUGGAUGUGGAACAGCAGCAAUGGAAUGCAUGAGGCAAUACGUUGGGGAAGUGCUGGAUUUCAUUGCAGAUAUGCAUACCUUAACCAAAUUAAAGAGUCACAUGAAGACUUGUUCUCAGCCACUGCAUGAAGACACGUUUGGUGGACAUCUAAAAGUUGGUUUAGCUCAGAUUGCGGCUAUGGAAAUUACCCGGGGAAACCACAGAGACAACAAAGCCGUGAUCCGAUAUUUGCCUUGGCUUUACCAUCCUCCGUCUGCAAUGCAACAAGGGCCCAAAGAGUUCAUAGAAUGUGUCUCACACAUUCGUUUGCUGUCCUGGCUACUUCUGGGGUCUCUGACACACAAUGUUGUCUGUCCAAAUUCUUCAUCAUCUUGCAUGCCUAUUCCACUGGAUGCGGGUUCACAAAUUGCUGACCACCUUAUUGUUAUUCUGAUUGGGUUUCCAGAGCAAUCAAAGACAUCUGUUCUGCACAUGUGUUCCCUCUUCCAUGCAUUCAUAUUUGCUCAGCUCUGGACAGUUUAUUGUGAACAAACAGCAGUAGCUCCGACAGUCCAGAAUCAGAACGAAUUUAGCUUUACAGCAAUCCUUACAGCCCUGGAGUUCUGGAGCAGAGUGACACCGAGCAUCCUGCAGCUGAUGGCACAUAACAAAGUGAUGGUGGAAAUGGUGUGCCUGCAUGUGAUUAGUUUAAUGGAGGCUUUACAGGAAUGCAACUCUACUAUCUUUGUAAAGCUCAUACCAAUGUGGUUGCCAAUGAUACAGUCAAACCUGAAACAUUUAUCUGCUGGACUCCAGCUACGCCUCCAAGCCAUCCAGAGCAAUGUCAACCAUCACAGCCUAAGGAUGUUACAGGGGUCAGGACAAAUGAACAAUAGCUCAUCUGUGCUCCGCAAAUGGCUACAGUGUACCCAAUUUAAAAUGGCUCAAGUGGAAAUUCAGUCAUCAGAAGCUGCAUCUCAAUUUUAUCCUUUAUGAUUUAUGUAAUUUUUUCCAAAUGUUCAUUUUUAGCCUAGCAAUAACAGGGUUAGAGCUGUAAAAGACCUUUUGUAUAAAUCAGUAUACAGAGUAUAUGCUGUCUCUGUACUUUAUAGCCUAGGACAGAUUGUGGAAAAACAGGUAAAGCCAAGAACCUGAUCCUGUCAGUCUUUAGUUACACUCACGCAGGAUGAACAGGUUCUCAAGUCUGCACUCCUGAACAUGUAUUCGGGGGACUGAGCUCAAAUCUAUCACAUUGUACAUAUCUCUCUGAUCAUUGAAAUAUCUUCUCAAAUGUUUAUUUACAUUAUUUUUGAAGCUAAGACAAA
Molecule: messenger RNA, 1681 nt
Organism: Apaloderma vittatum (bar-tailed trogon)
Lineage: Eukaryota; Metazoa; Chordata; Aves; Trogoniformes; Trogonidae
Product: protein unc-79 homolog
Exons: 11
Coding region: 45-1352 (435 amino acids)
Molecular function (GO): protein binding
Source: RefSeq, a predicted model, not a curated record